AUGUGUAUUGACUAUCGACUUGUGAAUAAUUCCAUCCAGCUGGCUAGCUAUCCGCUACCUCUCAUCGAAGACCUGCUAGUUGGUUUUGAGAAAGCACUCUGGUUCAUGAGCCUGGAUAUGGCCAGCGACCAAGAAGUUUUGGAUUACCUGAAUCUGGACCCCCAGGAUGAUGGACAUCCAGGGUGUGGUACUCCAGGGUGCACCGGUUGUGAAGACGACCAUGUUUCUCGGUCGUUCCCGACCCUGGCGGACCAAAUGACAGUCUUCAAAAGGAACUUCCCUGCUCCAACCCAGAUGUCACCUGUCGUAGGGCGCAGCUCUUAUGUCGAUGAUAUCGCGCACGGCGCACCAACUUGGGGUGCAUUGUGUGCUGAUUUGGAUGCUUUGCUAUACAGGCUGCGGUAUUGGAAUAUCUCAGUGAGUCUGCCGAAGAGCGAGUUCGGGAAACUGCCCAUUCCGUAUCUGUCGCAUGAAAUUAGCGCUGAAGGAAUCAGGGCAACACCGAAGAUCGCCAAAGAUAUCCAGGAUUUACCGUUCCCAACUACGAUGAAAGGACCUGAAUUGUUAUAUCAUAAAUUCAUCGAAGACUACCCCGUGGUUGCGGCCUCCCUGUAUGGACUCUCGGACGACCAAGUGCGUUCAGGGCGGGAUCUAUCCAGGGCAAAGCAGGCGUUUGAAAUCCCGAAACACAAGAUCGUGUCGACCCCAGAUCAAAUCGUUUUGUUAUUUUACCCCAUGCAAAUCAAUGCGCUGCCUGUGCGAACCUGGGUCAAGAACAUGACGGUUUGA
Messenger RNA from Phytophthora megakarya, 789 nucleotides. The record is from the annotation of a GenBank genome assembly. NCBI's taxonomy places the organism in Eukaryota, Oomycota, Peronosporomycetes, Peronosporales, Peronosporaceae.